Molecule: messenger RNA, 1663 nt
Organism: Arabidopsis lyrata subsp. lyrata
Lineage: Eukaryota; Viridiplantae; Streptophyta; Magnoliopsida; Brassicales; Brassicaceae
Product: MATH domain and coiled-coil domain-containing protein At3g58210
Exons: 4
Coding region: 58-1017 (319 amino acids)
Molecular function (GO): protein binding
Source: RefSeq, a predicted model, not a curated record
GUUGUUAGUGCCACUCAGGUUCUAGGGUUUCACGCUCUCUACUAGUUUGAGCUUUCAAUGGGCAAUCUCGUUGAUAACAAGUUCACAUGGGUGAUUCAAAACUUCUCGUCUUCGCAAUCUAGUGCCAUUCUUUCUAAUCAAUUCGUUGUUGGUGGCUGCAAGUGGCAUCUUCUUGCCUAUCCCGAGGGAUUAAAUAAGUCUGAUGAUCAUUUCUCGCUGUUUCUGGAAGUGGCUGAUCAUAAAUCAUUGCCACAUGGAUGGGGUAGACAUGCACGUUAUCGCUUAACUACUGUUAAUCAACAUUCUGAUAAAAUCUCCAAACGAACCGAAGCAAGCAAGUGGUUUGAUCAAAAGACUCCAGGUUGGGGUUUGUCAGGAAUGCUUCCCCUUAGUAAACUUCAUGCCAAGGAUGGUGGGUUUCUUGUGAACGAUGAACUCAAGAUUGUUGCUGAGGUCGAUGUUAUUGAAGUUAUUGGCAAACUAGAUGUAUCCGGGGAAUCUGAAGAGGAAACCCAACCUAUGAAAAAGAUAAAGGUAGAUUAUGAUCAUGUGGAGACCCCACCGGUUAGUGAACUCAUGGACGUCAAUGGUUUUCAAGUCCUUCCUUCCCAGGUGGCUUUUGUGAAGUGUAUUUUUGCAAAACAUCCAGACAUUGCAAAAGAGUUCCGUCCAAAGAACCCACAUCUGAGGAAAGCAUGCAUGACUUUCUUGCUCAGCUUGAUAGAGACAUUGUGCCAACCGCCUCAGAAGCUAUCCAAUGAAGAUCUUGUGGAAGCAAACAAUGCACUGACAUACGUGAAAGUUUCGGGCUUUAAAGUGGAUUGGUUGGAGAAAAAGCUAGAGGAAGUGAAGAAAAAGAAGGAGGAAGAACAAACUGGUGUGACUCGGAUUCAGGAACUAGAGGAGGGAUUGAAGGACUAUAAGCAGAAGUGCUUAAACAUGGAAGCUAUGUUGGAGAAAGAGAAGGCAAAGCUGUUGGCCGCUAGAGCUUCUCUAACAUUGGAUGAUGUUAUUUAAUGACUUUGGCAUGUUCUGAUGUUUGUUUGUUUGUGUGUUCGUUUCAGUCUAUGUUUCGAAAUUGGCUUCCUCUUAAAACUUAGGAAGCUAGAGAGACUUUAUGUGUCUUCCUUUUUUUUUCUUUUUUGUAAUUGGUUUAUGGAUAAUACUAAAUCUGAAAAUAUAGUUUUGUACCUUGGAGAGGAAUGGCUAAUACUGUACAAAGGUUGAUGCCUUCAUUUUCAGCUAUCAAAUCAAUAGGGAAAACCAGUUUCCAUUAGGAUAACUUUUUAAUUCUCUUCAAACCUCAUUAGUGAAUAUUUUUUCGUCACUAAAGCAAAGGAUUUUGGAAUAAAAGCAGCAAUGAAACGAACACACACAAGCCAGAAAAACGAGAAUGUGAGCUCAUAUAAAAACCAUAAUUGUGUGGGUUUCACGUCCUCUUCAUAUUCGUACGUGUUAUCAACUUCAAUGUGCAUAAAUAAAUCUUAAUCAUCAAUGAGAAAUGAUAAAUUUUCCUCUUUGCUUUCUCUGUAAGUAACCUUUGUUGGUCAUAAAUAGGACUCGCUAGGUAUUUUAUAUAACUAAUCAAAGCAGCACACAUAAUGUGCGAAAUUAUAAUUAAAAUUCAGAUUCAGUUGGAUUUGGUUCAAAUUUGGAUAAAAUG